Messenger RNA from Rotaria sordida, 561 nucleotides. The record is from the annotation of a GenBank genome assembly. NCBI's taxonomy places the organism in Eukaryota, Metazoa, Rotifera, Eurotatoria, Philodinida, Philodinidae.
AUGAUUCCAACAGAAAAAUUAACUGAACUCGAUGUGAAAGAUAUCAAAAGAACGAAAGAACUUUCACAUAUUGUUUAUUCAGAUGAACGUGAAGAAAGUCCACUAAAAAUUCCUAAAGUAACACCAUUAUCAUCAUCUACUUUAGCUAGUUUGCGUGGUACACCAACUGAUGGAAAAUUAAAACCAAAUUAUUAUAGUAAAAAAAGCAAAUAUAAAGAUGAUUCAAAUGUUCAAUUACCAACUGGAUCAACACGUACACCACUGUCACAAGGUCAUUUAAAAACUAGUCGUAUAACAUCAUCAGUACUGAGCGAAGCUGUGCUGAAAUGUGAUAAAUGUAGACAACCUAUUGAAUGUAUUAGUUAUUGUAUAAUAGUAUGUGGAACACUUGUUCAUCAUGAACCAGCUAUUACAGCUCUAUUACUUAUGGAUAUCAUUGAAACAAUUGGAAGAGUUGCUGCAUCUCAUAGAUACGCAUGGCAAGAAAAUUCAACUGUUGUUGCACUGGCUAAUUCAACUAGUACUGCACAACAAUUUAUUCAUUGUGCAUUUCAACAAUAA